AGAAGCUGCAGUGUCUUGAAGGAAGCUGCGAGGCUGACAGACAAGUUUGCAGGCGGGAGAGACGCGAGGAGGAGGACCAAGCAUCAACAUCAUAUACUGUACUUACUGUACACGUACUGUACACUUACUGUACGGAGGCAGAGGACCGAGGCUGGAUUGUCCUCCCUGGCGGUUGAUCAUGCCCAGCAGCGUCAGUCCAAGCUGAAGGCUUCCUGGUCUGUGGUGAUCCAGACCUUGGACUUAGAAGACCAUCAUCAUGGCGUGCAGCUGCUGCAGCUCGGCGUGCCGUCUGACCUUCCACUCGUGGAGCCUUCUGGACUUUCAACACGAAGACUUGUCCCAAAUGACCGCCGGCCUCUAGCUCGCCCGCUCGUCAAAACCUUCAGAGACGUCCUCCAUGUUGUCCUCGGUCUUCUUCCUCGCCCGGGACGUGAAGGACUGACUCUGUCUCUUACCAAGCGUUCCUGAGGAUUGUCUUCUGAGAGAAUUGGAUUAGAGAUGGAUUAUGAGUGAAACAUCUGCCUGAGCGUAAUCCCCUUGUGCUUCUGCAGAUUACAUCCAUGGAGAAGCGCGACGAGCUGGAGCACCCUCUCCUGGGGGAGCACCCCCUGCUGGGGGAGAACCCCCACCUCUUCAAGGGGCUCCUGGUCAAGUGCGAGGAGGACCGGGCCUACCCUCCGCUGGCCUGGAGGGCCUACCCCCCUGACGUGGUCCAGCAGCCCCAGCAGCUGCUGGACCCCUGCUCCCUGCCCCGCACGCUCGAGUCCCUUUACCCGGCCGCCCCCGCCUGGGGCCCCGCCGACUACCUGGAGACCACCUUUGUGGACGUGGGGCCCGCGCUGGAGAGCAAGCUGCUGGCCGAGGACUUCCACAGCGCCUCCUGCAGCUUGGACGACGAGGACGACCUGCUGCCCGACUCCGACGACUCGUCCAUGGGAGACUUCAGCGACAGUGACAGCGACAGCAACUUCCCUCUAAUGAUCCCUCAGGACUACCUGGGCCUCGCCUUCUUCUCCAUGCUCUGCUGCUUCUGGCCCCUGGGCAUCGCCGCCUUCUACCUCUCGCAGAAGACCAACAAGGCUUCGGCCGAGGGCGACUACCAGGGGGCCAACGCGGCGUCUCGCCAGGCUCUGUGGCUCUCUGUCCUCUCCAUCGUGUUCGGGAUCAUCACCUACGUCUGCGCCAUCGCCGCCCUCAUUUCCUACCUGUCCGCCAAGCUGCCGUAAGAGGCCACGCCCACUAAACAAGGGACCCUGUGCACGCCAGUCGUACUAACGACAGGAAUAACCAUCGUUUUACUGCAUCCAUUCUUCUCCUUUCAGUUCUGACUUGUUAGAUUUAGCUCCCUGCAGCACUCUCUGACCCGUGUGUGUGCGUGUGCGUGUGUGUGUGUGUGUGUGUGUUGCCACGUUGGCUAAACCAAAGGUAGAAGAAACACUGUAGAUAUCAUCACAAAGAACAGGAGUCCUGAAAGUGUGGGCAGAGGAGUGAGCCCUGGGGGACCUCGCUGUGUUGAUUUGUUUCUGUUUGGAUGGCGGGCCUGACCCACAGAACCUUCCAAGGGACAAGACUUGGAGGGGUUAUGAUUACUGUCAUUUCUUUUGUGCACAAAGUUAGGUACGUAGCAUUGUUAGCGUCCGCUAGGUCAGGGGUGUCCAGACCUCUUGCACACUGAAAAAUCCAGGUUUAUUUGUCAUUUUCAAAACCGAUACAAUAUAUUGAUUUUUUUUAACCUUCAGGGCUCCUUUCAAAUAUGGUGCCGGGAAACCGCAAGUGUCAGUCAUAAUAAUGUUAAAAAUACGUCAUA
Messenger RNA from Nerophis lumbriciformis (worm pipefish), 1807 nucleotides. RefSeq names its product transmembrane protein 91 (gene tmem91). Gene Ontology annotation, cellular component: intracellular membrane-bounded organelle; membrane. Lineage: Eukaryota; Metazoa; Chordata; Actinopteri; Syngnathiformes; Syngnathidae. The record is from RefSeq and is a predicted model, not a curated record.